AUGUGGAAAGCAUCGGCACUGGUUGGCCUAUCUGCCGUCUUCUUGGCUUGGUUGCUUUACUUUUGCUUUUGGUCUGCAACCAGCAAACUUCCAUCUGCGCCGGGACCAUUGCUCGCUCGCUUCACUCGCUUCUGGUACCUGAAGGCCCUCAUCAGGGGUGAUUUUGAGCAGGUUAACAUCGCUUUGCAUAGAAAAUAUGGGAAAAUCGUUCGCCUCGAGCCCGGCUCGUAUAGCAUCGAUGACCCUGAGGCUAUCAAAACCAUCUACACCAUCUCAAAUCCAUGGGUGAAGUCGAGUUGGUAUGGGCCAUCUUGUCCUCCUGGCACCACCACCAAUUUCAGCACCCCAGACAACAAGGAUGCUGCUCGGUACCGUCGUAAUUACGCACAAGCCUUCGCCAUGUCGUCGAUACUGGCCUUCGAGCCGUUGAUCGAUGAAUGUGGAGAGCUCUUGAUCGAGAAGCUCAAGGCCUUCGCUAAGUCAGGCGAGACUGUUGACCUAACCCACUGGUUUACUUGCUGGGCCUUUGAUUGUCAGGGCCAUAUAACGUUUUCUGAACGUUUUGGAUUCCUCGACAAGGGUGAAGACAUCGGAGGCAUCUGUGAGAGUCUCCGUCAACGGAUGUCCUAUGCCGCUUUCGUGGGUGUGUAUCCGGAAUUGCACCCAACCUUGUUCAAGAUAGUCAACUGGCUCGCAGGGACAGGCACAGGUAAAGUAGACUAUACCAUCUCCUACACGGUGAAACGUAUCGCGGAGAGAAACGAAGGAGAGAAAUUGGAUAGAAAGGACAUGCUUGCCCAGUUCCUUGCCGGUCAGCAAAGGGAUCCAACCACUUUCACAGACUGGGAUGUUCUGAUUGGAGCCUUUGGCAACAUCGUGGCUGGCGCCGACACCACAUGGAUCACACUCUCUGCCAUCGUUUACUAUCUGUUGAAGAACAGGCGCUGUCUUGACAAACUGCGGAAGGAAAUCGAUGAGAUGGCCAAGGCAGGGUCGAUUUCGGAUCCUAUCUCUUUCCACGAGUCCCAAAGUAUGCCUUACUGCCAGGCGGUGAUAAAAGAAGGACAGAGGCUGUACCCUGGCACUGGGCUGCCAUUAUUUCGGGUUGUCCCAAAGGGCGGCGCCAUGAUCGCGGGCACAUACUUCCCUGAAGGAGCUGUUGUUGGCAUCAACAAUUGGGUCGCCCACCACAACAAGGACGUCUUUGGACCUGACCCAGAUGUCUUCCGACCAGAGCGCUGGCUCGAGGGCGACACUACCGCCAUGAACCGCUAUUACAUACCUUUUGGGGUCGGGCCCCGUGCAUGUCAAGGCCUGAACGUUGCCUUGAUGGAGAUGUCGAAAUUUGUCCCGCAGCUCGUCCGCCAUCUUGAUUUCGAUCUGCUCAGCGAGUGGAAGACCACGAACCGAUGGUUGAUGUUCCAGUCCAACAUCAAUGUCAAGGUGAAACUGAGAGAUUAG
Messenger RNA from Cladophialophora immunda, 1461 nucleotides. RefSeq lists its product as uncharacterized. The transcript is spliced from 5 exons. Bases 1 to 1461 code for a protein of 486 amino acids. The record is from RefSeq and is a predicted model, not a curated record. Gene Ontology annotation, molecular function: oxidoreductase activity, acting on paired donors, with incorporation or reduction of molecular oxygen; iron ion binding; heme binding. NCBI's taxonomy places the organism in Eukaryota, Fungi, Ascomycota, Eurotiomycetes, Chaetothyriales, Herpotrichiellaceae.